Molecule: messenger RNA, 2188 nt
Organism: Hemiscyllium ocellatum (epaulette shark)
Lineage: Eukaryota; Metazoa; Chordata; Chondrichthyes; Orectolobiformes; Hemiscylliidae
Product: protein crumbs homolog 3-like
Exons: 4
Coding region: 523-831 (102 amino acids)
Source: RefSeq, a predicted model, not a curated record
CACAAACUGCAGCCUGUCCUGCCCUGAGCCCUGCAGGGAAUGUUCCACAGGAGCAGGAACUGGGUUUACCUGGAAAUCAGGAACCUCACUGCGUGCACCGCCCCUGGAACCUGAACCAAACCAGCAGCUUUUAUAAAACCAAGGUGCCCUUCCGACCGUUUGUUUAACUACCUCCGAUGUUCUGUGACGAAUUUUUUGGAGCCCAGAGGAAACCACAAUCUGAGAAGAUGAGAUCCAUGUGAUUUGGGGAUAACCGUGCAGCUACCUCCCAUCGCCCAGCGGGACAGAGACCUGUCCUGGGGUGCAGCAUCACCGGUAUCUCCACCGGCCCAGCUCAGGGGCUUUACCAGCAGCCCUGCUCCAGCAGUCAAUCUCGGGAAUCUUCUACCUGAAAAAAAGUGAAGUGUGCGUGUGCCAGCCCCAGACUCCACCAUGUCCAGGACUGUGUAAGCCGAAUUUCUCUGGGCUCGGUGUGGAGUGAGAGUGGAGUGAGUCUCUGUCCUGGUGCCUGUUGAUGCUGCAAUGCAGAGGCUGCAGAAACCUUGGAGCCUCUCCUCGCUGGCACUCGUUAAUGCUGCACGAGUUGAAAAUGCAACCAGCCCAAAUUCCACAGAGGCAUCAAGAUCAGAUGUUCCAAUUGCUGCCAUUGUGGCUCCCAGUGUUAUCGGUGGUGUGCUGAUCAUCAUCAUCAUCCUCGCUGUGCUCUUCAUAAAGCUGAAGGGAAAGCGGAGGGAUGAGGGGACAUAUAACCCGAGUCAGCAGGAGCAGAUUGGGGCACGAACACAAGUCAACCACGGCCUGAAACUGCCUCCAGAGGAAAGACUUAUCUAAGUGAUGUCCCACUGACUCAGCCAUCAUCACAAUCCUGCUGGUGCAUAAGGAUGUAAACUAGAAAACCAAGGAAAAUCUGCCACUGUUGGUCAUUGCUUUGUAGAAUGUUGACCAUCAGCAACGAUCCUGUGAUCUUUAUCCUUUUUAUUGAUUCUCAUUUUGUUUUUGUUGGGUUUCAGGUGAAUGAUGCUCCACACUGAACUAUUACAAGGCACAGUAUCUGCCUUUUUAAUUUGAGUAUCUUCUUGUGUGCAUGGUGUCAUGAUUGAAAGGAUCUAGUUACAUGGCACUCUUUCUCCAGGGGUAUCUCUGGAUCAACACCACAAACCAAAACCAGCCUCUUGUUGCCUAAUGUAAAGCAAUAUGCCACCUGUAUUGAGCGGUCGAUGGUCUGACUAUCCUAUCUCAGCUGCUGGAACAGGGACAGUAGACCCUUCUGAACAAGGAUAUUCAGGCCAAUGUGUCCAGGAGAUCUCACAUCGGAGAUUUUUAUUUCAGAAGAAAGUAAAGAUGUUUAGCAAGGCCCUGUUUUACAUUGUUUCUGGGUCUCUGGGCCCCACUGUCCUUCUGAGUUAGAAAUAGACCCAGAAUGGAGACACACUACCUUCCCACAAUUGAACGCAGUGAAAUGAAAGUAGCACUCAGCAAUUAUCAGAGACCAUUUGGUAAUCCCACAUUCUCCUAACCCAUACAUUGCACAAGCUCAGGAGACCACCCAUUGUGUUACGUAGGUGCAUUAACACAUCUGUUUAGAGAUUUCAGUCAUAUAGAUGACAUCAUAGUUUUGUGUCAUAUUAUUUUAAAAGGAUGUUUAAGUUGAUUUUUUAAGAUUUAUUUUGAGAGUCCCUGUUUGAUCCUAUCUUGUGUAAGUUAUUAACCUUCACGAUGGUGAGAUGUAACUGGGACAGGAGGGCUCCCCUAGUAUAGUUCUGACUUUACAUCGUCCCAGUCCUUGGAAUGGUGUCAAUUUGAAACUGUUGACAGAAGUUUGUAAUUUUGAUUAGUUGAUUCCUCAGUGAUGCGGCCACUGUAGAUGAGAAAGUCGUAAGGAGACAGACUUUGAGAAGUUAUUUGUGAGAUGUCAGUAAAAGAUAAAUGUUGGGUGUUUCAAAUUUGAAACAUUUUUUAUUCUCUCUGUGGCUGUCUUGCACUAGAUGAAAAAUAUAUAAUUUAAAAAAUCUUCCUGAAUGAGGGUAAAUUGGAGGUUCUGCUGUUUUAUAAAGGCCAGGAGAAUUAUAUAAGAAACAUGUAAAUAUGUCUCUCGUCAAGGCGAAAUUGUUAAACUGCUGUUCAGUAAACACUGAAUGAGUUUAUAUCAAGACCAAGAGAUUGCUGUUAAAUAAACACUGGGUGAAUU